AAACCCCCCAAUUCCCCAAAUCAAAUGUUUCUUCCAUCAUCCAAUUCCAUCUCGCCGGUAAUCCAUUAUUUCCGGCGACCGGUAAACCAGUAAUUUAUCAUUUUAUCAAUAAACAAUCAAUCUACCAGUUGCUUCAAUGGAAGCUAGUGACGUAACUUCACCGGCGUUAACAUCUCCGUCGAUAAAACCGAUCAACAAGAACGCUAUUCACAGAAUCUGCUCCGGUCAAGUGAUUCUGGACCUACCAUCCGCCGUUAAGGAGCUGGUGGAGAACAGCCUGGACGCAGGAGCCACCAGCAUCGAGGUUUCGUUGAAAGAAUACGGUGAAGAAUCGUUUCAGGUUGUUGAUAACGGUUGCGGCAUUUCACCGAACAACUUCAAGGUUCUAGCACUUAAGCAUCAUACGUCGAAACUGUCCGAUUUUCCUGACCUUCAAUCAUUGACGACUUUCGGGUUUAGAGGGGAGGCUCUUAGUGCUCUGUGUAACUUAGGGGAGUUGACAGUGGAAACGAGAACACAAAAUGAGAAGGUUGCGACACACUUGAGUUUUGACCGGUUUGGUUUGGUUACCGAUGAGAGAACAACUGCUCGGCAGGUUGGAACGACUGUUACCGUGAAAAAAUUGUUCUCCAACUUGCCUGUGAGAUGUAAGGAGUUUCAUCGUAACAUUAGAAAGGAGUACGGGAAAUUAAUUUCGUUACUAAAUGCGUACGCUCUUACUGCAAAAGGGGUUCGUUUGGUGUGCAAAAAUACAACCGGAAAAAACAAAAGUACAGUAGUACUUAAAACACAGGGAAGCGGUUCACUCAAAGAUAACAUCAUUACAGUGUUUGGAACAAACACUUUCACCUGCUUAGAGCCCGUGAGUCUAUUUAUAUCAGAAACAUGCCAAGUGGAUGGCUUUCUUUCUAAAUCUGGCAAUGGUAGUGGACGAAGUUUAGGCGAUCGACAAUUUUUUUUCGUUAACGGCCGACCUGUUGACAUGCCAAAAGUCAGCAAGCUUGUGAAUGAAUUGUAUAGAUCCGCAAACUCAAAGCAAUAUCCGGUUGCAAUCAUGAAUUUUGUUGUUCCGACUAGGGUUUGUGAUGUCAAUGUAACCCCAGAUAAACGAAAAGUAUUUUUUACCGAUGAAGGGUCGAUUUUAAGUUCGUUAAAAGAAGCUUUGUUGAAGAUAUAUUCCCCAAAUCUUGCUAGCUUUUCAGUACAGAAAGCUGAUAGUGAUUUUAAAAAAGAAACUAGCAGUGUUGUGAUUGAAGAUAACGAGACCGCUGGAUCGCCACCUGUUGUUAAUCUGAUUGACGUUGAUGAUUAUAGUUUGUCGAAGAGAGAUUUUACACUAAAAUUUCAUGGUGUGAAGAAAACCGAUAACGUUACUAGGGGUUAUAGUAAGAAUCAUACAGUUGUAACGAGCAACACUACUUAUAAUCGGCAGUCAUCAUCAUUAUCAUCAUCGUACAACCCAACGACGCAUAAAAGUGUUGAUGAAGGAACGGAUUCACCUCGAUCUGUGAGUCGCGUUCAGUCACUGCUUACAUCAUUUGUUGCUGUAAACAAAAGAAAGCAUGAAAGCAUCGGUAAUACUUUAUCUGAGGUCCCCGUUCUUAGAAACGGGCCCACCAUUCGUCAAUCAGUUGAUCAAAGAAAUAGUUCAAGUUCUGCAUUUGCAAAAUCUUUAGUGAAAUGCCAUGUGGUUGAUGACUCUGAUGAAGUUGACCAGAACGAGUCAAAGUUAAAGCCUUUCAAUCGUACUCUAGUGGAUGAACACAAUGAUGAAGUUGACCAGAACGAGUCAAAGUUAAAGCCUUUCAAUCGUACUCUAGUGGAUGAACACAAUGAUGAUUUAGAAGCCUCACCUGUUAACGUUGUUAAAACUUCUGAACAAGUUGAAAAGGACAUAAUAAGAAUUGAGACGCCUAAAUCUAUUUCAAAAUCAGCGUUAGACGCUUCAUCUCCCGAAAAAAUUAAUGAUGAUAUGUCAACUCCGUUAACUGCUUCUGAACCACCUUUAGAUUCACCGAUGUCUUCUUCUCGUUCGAAGAUGUGUUAUGAGAUGCAGUUCAGUUUUGAGGAAUUAAAGAAAAAGAGGCAGCAAAAAUUAGCAGCAUUUCAAGCAAGCAAAAAUACACUCGGAGUAUCAAAGACUAACGGAUGCUAUGCUGACGCUUCAUUAGAACUUUCUCAAGUGGUAGAAGAGGAUGCUAAAGCUCAAGCUUUAUCUGCAGCAGUGAGUGAAUUAGAAAAGUUAUUCAAGAAGGAAGAUUUUGGCCGCAUGAAGGUUAUUGGGCAGUUCAAUCUUGGAUUUAUCAUUGGCAAGUUAGAGCAAGACCUCUUUAUUGUAGAUCAGCAUGCUGCGGAUGAGAAAUACAAUUACGAGCGUUUGUCACAGUCCACCAUCUUAAACCAACAACCUUUACUAAAGCCAAUUCCGGUAGAGUUAUCUCCUGAAGAAGAAAUAAUCGCAUCAAUACACAUGGAUACUAUCAGGAAAAAUGGGUUUUCGUUAGAAGAAGACGCAGAUGCUCCUCCUGGGAACCGCUAUAAAUUAAAAGCCGUCCCUUUUAGUAAAAACAUAACUUUUGGUGCUGCAGAUGUGAAGGAGCUUAUAUCUAUUUUGGCUGAUAGUGAAGGCGAAUGUUCAAUUAUGGGUACUUAUAAGAUGGACACUACGGAUUCGGUGUGUCCUCCAAGAGUACGUGCAAUGUUGGCAUCACGUGCCUGUAAAUCGUCUGUUAGGAUUGGAGAUCCACUUGGAAGAAACGAGAUGCAAAAGAUAGUUGAACAUUUGAGGGGCUUAAGAUCACCAUGGAAUUGUCCACAUGGCCGACCGACAAUGCGACACUUGGUGGAUUUAAGGACCCUGCGUAAAAGGUCAGACGAAGACGAUAUAGUAUUAUAGUGUUAUCAGCUAUUAUGGUUGAGAUUUUAUUUUUGUAAGAUGUAUAUAGUUCAGGAAGGUUGGUUCUGUGAUCUUCUGGUGUUCUAUCUUUUGCUUUUUGUCUCACCAACUGGGAUGUAGGUUUUAGUUUACAUCAGGAGUAUUAUUUGAAGCCUAAAUUUUGUAGUUCUGUUUAAUUACUACUAGUAGGGUGCCCGCGCGAUGCGGCGGGGACGACACUUUGGAUUG
Helianthus annuus (common sunflower) is the source of this 3124-nucleotide messenger RNA. Its product is annotated as DNA mismatch repair protein PMS1. The transcript has 11 exons. Gene Ontology annotation, molecular function: ATP-dependent DNA damage sensor activity; ATP binding; ATP hydrolysis activity. Bases 137 to 2896 code for a protein of 919 amino acids. NCBI's taxonomy places the organism in Eukaryota, Viridiplantae, Streptophyta, Magnoliopsida, Asterales, Asteraceae. Gene Ontology annotation, biological process: mismatch repair. The record is from RefSeq and is a predicted model, not a curated record. Gene Ontology annotation, cellular component: MutLalpha complex.